This is a messenger RNA of Ilex paraguariensis (yerba mate), 598 nucleotides long. Lineage: Eukaryota; Viridiplantae; Streptophyta; Magnoliopsida; Aquifoliales; Aquifoliaceae. The record is from the annotation of a GenBank genome assembly.
CAUCGGAUUAGCCCUAAAGCGAGUCAUUGUUAGACCAAGGAAGAGAAGGACAGUAGAUAUCUCCAGAAAAAUAAAAUGUUGUUCUUCUCAUAUUUCAAGGACUUGGUCGGCAGAGAAGUAACCGUGGAACUGAAGAACGAUUUGGCCAUUCGGGGCACCUUGCAUUCCGUUGAUCAGUACCUCAACAUCAAGCUCGAGAACACUAGGGUUGUCGAUCAGGAUAAUUACCCUCAUAUGCUUUCGGUGAGGAAUUGUUUCAUUAGAGGAUCUGUAGUGCGAUACGUCCAGCUACCUCCAGAUGGAGUUGACAUCGAAUUGCUUCAUGAUGCCACGAGGAGAGAAGCUCGGGGUGGCUAAAAUCUUGUGGCCUUGAAUCAAUGUAAUUUAUGAACAUCCCAACUCAAUUUUUGGAUGUAACACUUCUUUCUAAAUGGCCUGUGGCUCAAAAUUUCAACCAGGUAUUAAUUGAAGUGUGUACUACUAGGAGGUAUUUUCAUUUAGAAAUUUCAGGCUCUACGUUACUUAGAAAAGGAAAAUGUUUCAUGAGAGUAUUGCAUGCAGCAAGUGAUGAUUUCUAAUCUUUGUUUUCAUAGAAUUC